AUGAGCAAGCUUAGUGAACAAUAUUUUGGUCGUCAAGAGCAACCUAAAAAGGGCAAAAAACCCACCAAACACAACAAAGAACCAAUCAAGAUUACGUACAUUUCAAGCCCAACAUUGGUUAAAGCAACCAAUGCCUCUGAGUUUCGAGCGAUUGUUCAAGAACUAACAGGAAAAGAUUCCAAAGUUGAAGAUCACCUUGAUGCAUGUUCAGUAAUUACCAAUAUAGACGUCAGUCAAGUUCCUCAAUAUGGAACUCCACGGUUCAAUGUCGAAGGUGAGCAUGAUGUUUUUCCCAAUAAUGCAUCAUUUCUACAGACAGAAGAUGGUCUCUUUUGGGGAGAUGUUUCAGAGAGGUGUUUUGAACUUCAAUCUCCUUGGAAGAUGGUUAGACCACAUUCAAAGCAGAUUAAAACUUCACCAAUAUUCCAAGCACACCAGCAACAUAAGGAAAGGGAGCAGGACUAA
Dovyalis caffra is the source of this 465-nucleotide messenger RNA. Lineage: Eukaryota; Viridiplantae; Streptophyta; Magnoliopsida; Malpighiales; Salicaceae. The record is from the annotation of a GenBank genome assembly.